UCAGACCGGAGGGAAGAGAUUAGUCUUUAGUCGUCGAUUUUUCACAUAUUUAAAUUAGUUGACUAAAUUUGAUUACGCUCAAGGUCUGACAGGUAUGUUGCGUCAAGUAGCAAUCGGCUGCUUUAGGACUUAUCAGAAAUCAGGAGGUUUUCGCGUGUCAUCCGUUAAAAGUGCUGUAAUUAUCAUGUCGACACCAAAACGAGGACUGUCUGAUGUCCAAAGACUGAGGUUGCAACAAAAGUUAAAGCAAGUUGACAAAUUUAGCGACGAGCAGCUGCACGAAGCAAAAUAUUUUAUUUUUGUACGCAAAGAGGGGAAAGUUUUAAUUUCCAAAGCACAAAGAGGAAGUCUUGCCGAAAUUAAUUUCCAAGAUGUGGAAGUUUUACAAAACGACGUUAAAGACAACGCUGUAUUUGUGGACGUUGCCAGAGGGAGUGACAAGUGCAGAUUCGCCAUUGAAGUUCCCAGUUUAUCCCCAGAGGAGCAGAGCCAGUGGGAAGAAAAGUUGCACGGCAAGUUUGUGCACUUGAGGCAAUCAUUAUUCCUAUUGUCCUCAGAGCAGUCCGCCCUAGUUUCACAAAGCCGCGCCCUUUUCACUUGGAGACGAAGAAGAAAUUUCUGUCCAGAAUGCGGCAGUGCAGUCAAACCGGCGGCUGGGCACAGUCACAAAGUCUGCACCAACUGCGAUACUCCCCAGUAUCCUUACACGGCGCCCGUUGGCAUUGCGCUGGUCGAAAAUGAGGACCACUCACAGGUUCUGCUUGUACGACAGCCUAGGCAUCCUCCAGGCAUGUUUUCCUGUUUGGCUGGAUUUGUUGAUGCAGGUGAGUCCCUGGAGGAAAACGUUAGUAGGGAGGUCGCUGAAGAAGUGAGUCUAUCCACCAGCAAAGUGGAAUAUAUAGCCUCGCAAUACUGGCCAUACCCAGCAGGUCGGCUGAUGCUUGGUUGCAUAGCAACUGUUCUACCAGGCGUGGUUGAUAUCGACAAAGAUGAACUGGAGGACGCAGCGUGGUUCACACCCACUCGAUUGCGCAAAGCAAUUAACAGAGCAGCGGCUUUGAAGCCACCCCCUGAGGGAGAAAUUUGGCUUCCACCCCCUGGAGCUAUUGCUCACGACCUUAUCAAAGUUUGGCUCAAGAGACACCACAAUAGCUCAGCCAAGUUGUAGCCCAGUCGGGCGUGUUCCUUAUUUGUUCAUUUUUUACUUAUUGUCAGUAUAGGUAUGGAGAUUUAGGAUCAAAGAGAUAAAAAGUUUUGCGUUAAAAUAUGAUUCCCUCUGCUUGUUUUUGUUGUUGUCCAAUGUGAUGAGCAAGUCUGGAAGAUAAAUUUACAUGUGUGUACACAUGAGCGAGCACAAGCAGGGCUCCGCCUGCUGGAUGAUUACUUUUUCAAUAAAUAUCUGUCAGGCAAACAUUCCAA
Molecule: messenger RNA, 1419 nt
Organism: Cloeon dipterum
Lineage: Eukaryota; Metazoa; Arthropoda; Insecta; Ephemeroptera; Baetidae
Product: NAD(P)H pyrophosphatase NUDT13, mitochondrial-like
Exons: 5
Coding region: 95-1168 (357 amino acids)
Molecular function (GO): metal ion binding; hydrolase activity
Source: RefSeq, a predicted model, not a curated record